Molecule: messenger RNA, 1842 nt
Organism: Spathaspora passalidarum NRRL Y-27907
Lineage: Eukaryota; Fungi; Ascomycota; Pichiomycetes; Serinales; Debaryomycetaceae
Exons: 1
Coding region: 1-1842 (613 amino acids)
Source: RefSeq, a predicted model, not a curated record
AUGAUAAAAUAUCCAUCUAGUAUAGUCAUUGGGGAUGCAAUUCAGCCAGUUUCUUCCAAUGAGUUUGAUUCCAGUUUCAAUUCUCAAACUUCUUUUGACAGCAAAUCGUACACCAAACUGAGACAGAAAUCAGUGUUUGCCAAAUUAGAACACUUUUACAACGUGGAUAACAUGAUAGAAAUUCUCUACCUUUUACCAGAACUUAAACAUAUUGAUUCAUUUCCUCCACACAUUCAUGUCAUUGUUGGUUCUACAUUGUUCAAACUGGGGAUGACUUUAGAAGGUCUUAGAGAAGUUGGUGUUGCCAUUGAUAUGGAAAGAGAUAGGCUGGUUAGGGCAGAUCAUAUCCUGUUGAUGGGGACUAUGCUUGCUCGUUUAGGAAAGAUGGAUGAUGCAAUGACUUGUUUUGGUGAUUAUUUUGAUGAUGUUCGGAAUUCAAACGGGGAUGUCGGUGAAAUAAAGCAAAAAGUUAGAGGGUUUCAAGAUGAAUUAGCCAGAAUUGGAGCCGGUUUAGAGUAUGUUAUCUUUUGUGAUUUACGUUUGAAGGUUUUUACUAACAUAAGUAGGAUUAUUCCUAGUUUUCCUUCCUUGGAACAGCAAAUAUUGAAUUUCAAAGAUGUCCAUAAAAUCUUUCCUAUGGGUUCUUUUACGUAUGAUUAUCUGCAUAUUGUCAAGAUUAUCAGUGAUGUCAAACAACGUUUGGAAACUUGGGAUUAUACCAAGAAGAAAGGAGACCAAUCCGACAAUAGUGUUAUUUUGUCAUUGCUGACUGCAAUUCUCAUUCUUGGUCGUGUAGAGAUUUAUUACUCAAUGUUGGCAAUAGAACCUCUAAUUCUUCGCCACAUUGAAGCUUUUGUCCCUCCAACACAACAACAUACCAGAACAUAUUCUCUAUUCAAGAAGAAGCCAGAACUUCCUACGAUUCCAUAUGAAGUCAAGAUUGCCCAACGGAAAACUGUGAUUGGAUUCCUUGCUUUAUUAAAUCAUGAUUAUUCUAGAGCAGUUCAAGAGUUCACCAAUUCUAUCGAGCUUUUAGAUCCUCAGGAUUCCAUGUGUGAUCAGGUUAAAUGCUGGUUAAUUCAAUGCAAGUGUAUGAUGGAGACAAAUCCUAAAAAUAGACUUGCUGCGAUUAUGGAUAUAUUUGAAGAUCGACCACACCCUAAGAUAUAUAUCGCUUUGGGGGACUGUUAUCGAGACCUUGCAGGUGAAGAAUCCACCUCAAUUACAAUCCUUGAACCAAACAAGAUCGUAAUUGGGAAACAAUUCUUGUGUCUGCAUCUCGAAGAAGCAAUUUUCAAUUACAUUAAUACAGUGGUACUGAUGCAGCAAGAUGAUCCAGCUGUAGCUAAGAUCUAUGAUUACAUUGUAUUAUAUCUAUUGUUACAUGGAGGUAUUCAAUAUCAUGCGUUUGCAUUCUUCCUCCAACUUAGAGACUAUUUUCAUGUCAUAUCACAGUAUAACCACCUUCACCUCUCUAACGAUGAUUCAACAUAUACAAAUUUUUUUGAGAUUGCUGACCAAUUUGUACAAGAUUCAAAGUUAUUAACAGGAGACUUCUGGAGACCAAAGGCAAUCAACCUUUUACCUCAGGUAUUUCUAGCUGAAGAUGACAAGUUGUUGGUUAUGAAAGGGAAAUAUGGUGUUGCUACUACUACCAAGUUCAAAACAGUGAAUCUGUUUUACAUUGUUCCAGUUGAUCAUGAACCUUUAAUAUCUUCGAUUGCACUCCUUGAAAGCAAAAUUUUAACUAGCCGCACAUUAGUUGAUCUUUUCUGGAGAGGUUAUAGUGGUGACUUGCCUUCGCACAUUCAGCAAUAUUACAUACAACAUUUAGCCUUCUAA